ACUAGCCAAUCGGCGCAAAACAGCUUCUCGGGUAUGCGUCGACGACCGCUCACAGCAGCGCUGGUACUCGGCGCAUGCACGGCUCUGAAACCACCAGACUUCCUGCGCAAAGCUGCAGAGAGCCUGCGAGCGGCCACGUCCGGGCCGCCGCCACCACAAAUCCAAGCGUUCCUCGCCGGCGCCUCAUCACAAGCAAAACGUGAGUACGCCGCGUUGCAAGACGCCUUUCCGGUGGGAGCAUCUGAAGACGUGCAAUUAGAAUAUAGCGCGUUCGAGCAAGUCUUCGCGGGCCGCCAAGCGAGCGGCUCGUCGGAGACGGCGUGGGCCCAGCAAGAAGCGUUCGAGUGCCGCGGCGAGGUCUACGCUUUGGAGCCGCACGCGCCGGAUCAGCUCGUCGCUGCCGUCCGACGAAACGGCCGAGGCGGCGUAGGACGCCUGCCGCGCGCCGUCGCCGUGGACAGGGCGCGAGCUCUGCGGGACCACGUCCUGCGCGUGCGCGACGAUUCACCGCUCGUGGGCGACAUCCUCGGCCCCAGCGACAACUCCAUACCGGACGCGCCGCAAACGAGAUGGGACGUGUUCAUGGACCCCGCUGACCCUGAAGUCGCUUCCGUCGUCCAAGAGCUCCUAGCGGGCCCCGUCGGCGCCGCCUUCGCCGAGCUCUGCGGGCCCGAUGCGGUUCUACGUGAAUGUUCGGCCGUGGUCUCGGCGCCCGGGUCUCCGCCGCAGCCCUGCCACAGCGACACGAAGUGGACCGAGGACUUGGUACUCGCGACGUGUUUCGUGGCCCUGCAGGACGUCGGGCCGGAGCUCGGUCCGACUAGAUUCCUGCCGGACACGGCGACGGCCGACGCGCACGGAGCGCUCGCCGACGCCCUCGCGGCGCCCGACGCCGCCGCGGCCGUCGUGGCGUACGCCGAGACGGUCUCGCAGCUUGCCGUGCUCGACGCGGGCGACGCGACGCUCUACGAGUCGCGGCUGCAGCACGCGGGUACGCCGAACUUUGGAGAUAGGGACCGGGUCCUCUUCUACGUGUCGUUCGGCCGCGAGCCGGAGGACGCGCCGACGAGCAUCGACCCGGCCGUGGCGGCGCGCGGGCUGCGGCUCGGGGAUUUUCGUUGAUGUUGUUUAAGUUGUAUCUGGGAUGAA
Pelagomonas calceolata is the source of this 1149-nucleotide messenger RNA. Lineage: Eukaryota; Pelagophyceae; Pelagomonadales; Pelagomonadaceae. The record is from the annotation of a GenBank genome assembly.